AUGCAAACGGAAGAACAAAAGUUGAAACAAAAAUGCAAAGACCUCAAGAGGAAAAUACGCGAAAUUGAAGACAGCAGUGAGAUCGUGACGAUUGCCGUGUCGAGGGCGAAAUUGGCUGUUCGUAGAUUACGCUCUGAGUACACUUUACUGUUAGAGGUAUUGGAACAGAAAACCGUCGUUGCCGAGGAAGACCAGACAGAAGCUGAUGGAUUAAAUGGGCCAGAUAUUGAUGACUUUAGUGGUCUAAACCAUCUCCUCGCAUCAACACCGUCGAAAACGAAACAGAGCGCCCCCGUGAGCGCUAAGAAAAAGCGCGGGGGAGUUGGAGCGCUUCGCAAAGCCAGAGAGAAAGAUCCAAGUAUCCCGAAAAGACCAACGAAUGCAUAUCUGAUCUUCUGCGAUCUGGAGAAGGAGAACGUCAAGAAGGACCUGGACUCCAACAACCCAGGAGUGGUGAUGGAUUUGUCAAAGGGGCUCACCGAAGCGUGGAAGAAGUUGGAUGAAGAGGCUAGAAAGCCAUAUUACAAGUUAUACGAGGAAGACAGGCUGAGGUAUCACAGAGAGCUGGAAGCGUACCAGAAGAAGAAGAGUGCCAGUGCCGACUCGCAAUUGGCUACUUCCGAGCCCCCAAGCACUCCAGUCACGGAGCCAGUUGAGCCCAACGAGCCCGUCGAGCCGAUUGAGAAUAAGGCAUCUGCCGAGGCUGCUGAGUCGUCUAAAGCAGCGGAAGCAAUUGAGCCAGCUGAUCAGACUGAAAUAGUACCUGCUGCGAGCGAGCUGAAAACAGAACAGCAAGAAGAACCCAAGUCAGACGUUCAGAUGUCCGAGGCUUCUACAGAAGUUGCUGAACCAAAGGUUGAGCCCAAGGUUGAGUCCGAGGAUACCAAGGCUGAAGAUUAG
Molecule: messenger RNA, 900 nt
Organism: Kuraishia capsulata CBS 1993
Lineage: Eukaryota; Fungi; Ascomycota; Pichiomycetes; Pichiales; Pichiaceae
Exons: 3
Coding region: 1-900 (299 amino acids)
Source: RefSeq, a predicted model, not a curated record